GUUCAAUUGGUUUUCGUCUUAUUUUCUUAAAUAAAAAAAACAAAAAAACACUUCUGUGAUAUACCUUUCUUGUGCGUUCUCUUCAUUGACUUAAUGACUUGAGUAAACAACUAUUAAAAAAAUAUCGAAUUUUUUGUUUGUUGUGUGAAGUUUGAUUAAUUGGCGCCUAAAACUAACUCAAUUGCAUUUAUCACCAGUUUCAGUUCAAGGAUAAUUAUCAAGUAACUUUCUAUCGAUUUACAUUUUGUCAACAACUUUAACUCAACUUUAAUAUUAAAAAAUGUGUGGAAUAUUCGCAUACAUGAACUACAUGACACCAAAAUCUCGUGCUGAGGUUUUGGAAUUACUCGUCAAUGGUUUAAAGCGUUUGGAAUAUCGUGGUUAUGACUCAACUGGUGUUGCUAUUGAUUCUAUGGAUGGCAAAGAUAUUGUUAUGGUAAAGCGUUGUGGCAAAGUUAAAGUACUUGAAGAUGCUAUUGCUGAAAAAUUCAGUGGCCCCAAUUUUGAUGAACCAAUUCAAACUCAUGUUGGUAUAUCGCAUACCCGUUGGGCAACUCAUGGUGUUCCUUCGGAAACAAAUUCUCAUCCACAACGUUCGGACGAAACUAACUCAUUUGUUGUUGUACACAAUGGAAUAAUUACAAAUUACAAAGAUGUGAAAACAUUUUUGGAAAAACGUGGUUAUGUUUUUGAAUCAGAUACUGAUACUGAAGUGAUGGCUAAGCUGAUACAUCAUUUGUGGAAACAACAUCCUGGCUAUUCAUUCAGAGAAUUAGUUGAACAGGUUAUUCAGCAAAUGGAAGGUGCAUUUGCUAUUACAUUCAAAUCAAAGCAUUUCCCUGGUGAAUGCGUUGCAUCGCGUCGUGGUUCACCAUUAUUGGUUGGUAUUAAGACAAAGACUCGUUUAGCUACAGAUCACAUUCCAAUUUUAUACGGAAAAGAUGAUAUUAAACCACAAACUGAAAAAAAAGAAACAGAAGCUGCUAGUACUCAAGAACAUCGUCCACAUGGUACUGCUCGUGAAAUGCCAGUUCUUCCACGUUCCGAAAGCACCUCAGAAUUCAUGCCCCUAGAAGAUAAGGAAGUCGAAUAUUUCUUUGCAUCGGAUGCAUCUGCUGUAAUUGAACACACCAAUCGUGUCAUAUAUUUGGAGGACGAUGAUGUGGCUGCAGUUAAAGAUGGUGCCCUUAGCAUUCAUCGUCUUAAGCGUUGCGUCGAUGAUGCUCAUGCUCGUGAAAUUACCACUCUAAAAAUGGAAAUCCAACAAAUCAUGAAAGGCAACUACGAUUACUUCAUGCAAAAGGAAAUUUUUGAACAACCCGAAUCCGUCAUCAAUACGAUGCGUGGUCGUAUGAAUUUUGUCAAUCAAACUAUUGUCCUUGGUGGUAUUAAAGAGUACAUUCCCGAAAUCAAGCGUUGCCGUCGUCUCAUGUUGAUUGGUUGUGGAACAUCAUAUCACAGUGCUGUUGCCACAAGACAGCUAUUAGAAGAACUAACUGAACUGCCCGUUAUGGUUGAAUUAGCCUCUGAUUUCUUGGAUCGUAAUACCCCAAUUUUCCGAGAUGAUGUUUGUUUCUUCAUCUCACAAUCUGGUGAAACAGCCGACACAUUAAUGGCAUUGCGUUAUUGCAAGCAACGCGGUGCUUUGAUUGUUGGAAUCACCAAUACUGUGGGUAGUUCGAUCUGUCGUGAGUCCCAUUGUGGUGUUCACAUUAAUGCUGGUCCUGAAAUUGGUGUUGCCUCAACUAAAGCUUACACAUCACAAUUCAUUGCAUUGGUUAUGUUUUCACUGGAAAUGAGUGAAGAUCGCAUUUCAUUGCAACAGCGUCGCAAGGAAAUUAUCGACGGAUUGUCAAAUUUGGAUAAACAAAUCCGAAAGGUUCUACAAUUGGAUUCGAAAGUACAAGAAUUGGCUAAGGACUUGUAUCAGCACAAAUCUUUGCUUAUUAUGGGAAGGGGUUAUAACUUUGCAACAUGCUUGGAAGGUGCCUUGAAAGUGAAAGAAUUAACAUACAUGCACAGCGAAGGUAUUAUGGCUGGAGAAUUAAAACAUGGACCCUUGGCACUUGUAGAUGGUUCGAUGCCAGUUCUGAUGAUUGUACUCCGAGAUCCAGUCUACAUCAAAUGUAUGAAUGCCUUGCAACAAGUAACAUCGCGCAAGGGACGCCCAAUUAUCAUCUGCGAAGAAGGUGACGAAGAGACCAAGUCCUAUUCGUCAAGAAGUUUGGAAAUUCCACGAACAGUUGAUUGCCUACAAGGUAUUUUAACAGUCAUUCCCAUGCAAUUGCUCUCCUAUCACAUAGCCGUGAUGCGUGGCUGCGAUGUUGAUUGUCCGAGAAAUUUGGCAAAAUCCGUCACCGUCGAAUAGUUUUUUUGUUUUCUUCCUUAAAUUUUUAAAAUGUUUUUUUUUUGUUUGGUUUUACUUACUUGUUUCUUUUUUAUGUUUUUAAUAUUGAAUCUAUACAAACAUACAUUUUGAAUGUAAAAAACUCUUUUCGUCCACUGCAAGGAUUUUUUUUAUUUUAAUAUUAAUUUUAUUGUUAUAAAACUAUU
Molecule: messenger RNA, 2553 nt
Organism: Episyrphus balteatus (marmalade hoverfly)
Lineage: Eukaryota; Metazoa; Arthropoda; Insecta; Diptera; Syrphidae
Product: glutamine--fructose-6-phosphate aminotransferase [isomerizing] 2-like
Exons: 10
Coding region: 281-2368 (695 amino acids)
Biological process (GO): protein N-linked glycosylation; fructose 6-phosphate metabolic process; UDP-N-acetylglucosamine metabolic process
Molecular function (GO): carbohydrate derivative binding; L-glutamine:D-fructose-6-phosphate transaminase (isomerizing) activity
Source: RefSeq, a predicted model, not a curated record